Nicotiana tabacum (common tobacco) is the source of this 933-nucleotide messenger RNA. The record is from RefSeq and is a predicted model, not a curated record. NCBI's taxonomy places the organism in Eukaryota, Viridiplantae, Streptophyta, Magnoliopsida, Solanales, Solanaceae.
AUGGCUGUGAGCCAUGGUGUUGAGUUUGAUACGGCUAUACCGUUACGGAAGAUAGAACUAAUGGCUGACGAGUUUGUUCGAGUGGAUCCUAUUGAUGAGUUGGACAAUAACAGAUCCAUAUCUAUCGCUAAAGAGAUGACAACUGACUUCAAUGAUCUUAACAAUGUGAAUAUGGAAUCUUCUCAUAAUGGCUGUGAUUCAAAAAGCCUUGGCUCUGCUCGUAAUAACGACUUGUUGGACCCUAUGAAAGCCCAAAAAUCAGACGAAAUGCAUGACCAAAAUGGAGUCACGAAACCUUCUUGCAUGCCUGGUGUUGGUGGGGUAGGCGGCGGUAAUAGAGGCAGCAGCGGUGGAGGAGGUGGUGGCGGUGGCAGUGGCGGAGGUGGAGCCUAUGGUAGCGGGUGUGGUGAAAAUGGCUGUAAUUACCCGCCCGUUGUACCUGGACCUCCACAAACAGGCGAAAACCCUUAUUGCAUGCCUGGUUGUGGCGUAGGUGGUGGUGGGGUAGGCGGCAGUAAUGGCGGAAGUGGCGGUGGAGGAGGCGGUGGUGGUGGCGGAGGUGGAGGUGGAGGAUAUGGUAGUGGUUAUGGUGAAAAUGGAAAUUGUAAUUACCCACCCGUUAUACCUGGACCCCCACAAACAAUUGGACCUAUAUGCAAUUGUCCAAUAACUCAACCAACAUUCCCAUUUCCUUGUCCAUAUGGAUGUCAGCCACCACCUAGUUAUGGCUGCCCAAAUGGAAAUUCCAGACUAACUCAUGACAAGGAAAAACAGAAUCAUCAGCCCAAGACUACUGAAAACGAAAAGCAAGAUGGAGAGCCAAUUAGGUCCGAGGAAAAGAUAAACAUAAAUGGUGAUGGAGAUAAGGAAAAACAAGAUGGAGAGACCAAUCUUGAGGAGAAGGAAAAUCAGGACACUAAUGUUGAGGACUGA